UAUUCCCUGAAAUGAAGGUCUCACUCCACUCUAUAACAUAUCCUUCUUCUCUGUUUGCUCUCUGUGAAGCGCUACCACGGCUUCUUCUCAAGGGCUCACGAGUUCCUCGUAGACUUCUUCUUUCGACUUCCGUUCCUACUUCCCGAAACGCCUCCGGCAUUUCGAGCCUGACGUAGGCUCUGGUUUGCUGCAAUUGUGUGACUCGACCAACCACGAGCUAUUAACAAUGUUGACUCCUCCGCGCUUCCACCGAAGGAGCUCCAGCGACGUUCCGAAAUCCGCAGAGCCCAUCGUCGUUAUGCUCCCUGACGGCUCCGUCAGGCUCUACGCGACGGACUCCGACAGCGACAUCGUCACAGCGCGCCGAGUCCUUGGCCCGUUCCCCGACCACGACGUUUUCGCCACCACCAGUGCUGGCAGCUUCGAGCCAUUGUCGCCCAAGCGCGUGCUCAAGCCAGGAGGCACGUACCAGAUAGUGCCACGCGACGUCGCGCAUCCUGCGGAGGAUCUGUUGCCAACGCACAUUAAGGAUUUAUUUUCAUCGCAUUCUAAAAGUUCGCCAGUGGAUCUGGAUGCGAUCUGUUCCGGGACAACGGGAAUCGACGGAAGGCGUGUCCAGCCAGGAUGCUGCGAUUUACGAACGACUCCUUCAACGACAACGUUCCGCGACCGACCUACUAAGUGCAGAAGCGCCGCCGAGCUAACCACGCUAAUCCCACUAAGGCAGGGCGGUGAUGACACUGCAGGGGAAAACGAACUGAGGGGUAACAUCUUCGGCAGUUCAAGAUAUUCCUGCAGCGUAUUGCUCGCUCAUCCAGUUUAUCCGACUGCCACGUGUCCUAGACCUGGGACCUCUGAUGGCACACGUGGCAACGCUGUCUGCAGUUACGGCAACGGUUUUAGGAGGUCGCACUCCCGCAAGAACUCCAUCUCAGAAGAUCUACUGAAAGCUGCUCAGCUGCAGCAAUUGGCUGGGCAGGCUAGAUGACAUGUAUGUUAUGAGCGUUGGUGUGAAGCCUGCUUGUGCUGACAUAGCAAAACCCAAGGUGUGCUAACAAUCCCCUGUGAAUAUCAACUCUAUUUGGGUCAGAAAUUAUUCGCGUUUGUAAAUGAACCACUUCUUAUAGC
Molecule: messenger RNA, 1128 nt
Organism: Closterium sp. NIES-67
Lineage: Eukaryota; Viridiplantae; Streptophyta; Zygnematophyceae; Desmidiales; Closteriaceae
Source: the annotation of a GenBank genome assembly